AUGCCGUGCGAGUGGAGCCCAUCCCGGAGUGGCCCCAUCAACCCCGCCAUCGUCAGACCAGCGCGCCCAGCAGCCGUCCGAAGCGCCCAGGCCUUCCCAGCACUGCCGAAGCCAGCGGCCCCUGCCAAGAAGCCUGCUACAGCCAAACCGACCUCAGGUAAGAUUCCUGACACUAAUGCUACCCCCAGUGUUUGGGAUCUGCCCAGGGACCCUGCCCCGACCCAGAGCCCACCGCCGCCUGCCGCCAACAGACCCUCGCGGACGACGCCGGCCCCUCCCAAGCCUGCUGCCCAGGAAGCUGCUCCCAUGCCGGAACCUGCACCUCCCCAGGGCACCCAGCUGGUGAUGAUGUUGGUCCCCCUGCUCAUCAUAGCCUUCCGUGCCAUGCUGGCCGCGAUCCCUGCUGCCAGCAACAUCCCAGAAGUCCAGGCCUUCAAGGUAAUGAAACCAAUGCUUGCCAGUCUGCUUUCUACUUUCAGUUAUGGACAGUAA
Molecule: messenger RNA, 492 nt
Organism: Ornithodoros turicata
Lineage: Eukaryota; Metazoa; Arthropoda; Arachnida; Ixodida; Argasidae
Exons: 1
Coding region: 1-492 (163 amino acids)
Source: RefSeq, a predicted model, not a curated record